Messenger RNA from Polypterus senegalus (gray bichir), 827 nucleotides. RefSeq names its product CMRF35-like molecule 5. Lineage: Eukaryota; Metazoa; Chordata; Cladistia; Polypteriformes; Polypteridae. The record is from RefSeq and is a predicted model, not a curated record. The coding region runs from base 49 to 648 and encodes 199 amino acids. The transcript has 5 exons.
UCAUGACUGGUUUGACUACUCAGACCUCAUUAGGCAGAAUGAAGCUUCAUGUUCUGUAAAUCAGACUGCUGGAUUAACAUGAGGUGGUCUUGGCACAGUAGACUUCUCACUGCAGCUUUCAUUUGUAUAACGUUAGCUGAAGCAAUGACUGUCAAAACAACAGAAGGAGAAAAACUACAAAUUGUCUGUGAAUACGACUGCGGGUAUAAGUUAUACAAUAAAUACUUCUGCCGAUACCCGUGUAAAAGUAAUGACGUCCUUGUCUGGUCCAGUAAACCUGAAACCCUGGUGAACAGAGGCAGAUUCCAUCUGUUUGAUUACUCCUCAGACUGCAAGAUCAGAGUGACUGUGGACAACGCCCGACUCACAGAUACUGGCAUAUAUUACUGUGGCAUUGAAAGAUCUUUCUGGUGGGACAUAUUCACUGAAGUACUCAUUAAAGUUGAAAAAGGGCCUUCCUCCACGGUGACUCCAGUAUGGACGACACAGCAACACAGCAGAGUAACGGCAGAGUCCACCAGAUCAUCUGUUUGGGCAGAAAGUUUGCCUCCCACUACUUCAAAAAGUUCUGACUCUGAAACAACUAAGAAGCAAACAAGGACAAAGACCACAGAAGCCUUUUGUCUUCAGAAAGGUGGUGCUGUAUAACUAACAUCAGUACUGGAUACAGAAGAACAGAUAAGAAGAAGACAGUGUUGGACUUGUUACAAUUACUGCAUCUCAUUAACAACACAAAAUCUCUGCUUAUGAUGAAGCUCCUUUGUUCUCUAGGGUGUUGUACCGUGUUAGCCAUUGUGAAUGUAGUGAGAAGUCAAGCAAAAUGACAU